Molecule: messenger RNA, 6344 nt
Organism: Daphnia pulicaria
Lineage: Eukaryota; Metazoa; Arthropoda; Branchiopoda; Diplostraca; Daphniidae
Gene: Eph
Product: ephrin type-B receptor 1-B-like
Exons: 17
Coding region: 670-3738 (1022 amino acids)
Biological process (GO): protein phosphorylation; axon guidance; cell surface receptor protein tyrosine kinase signaling pathway
Cellular component (GO): neuron projection; plasma membrane
Molecular function (GO): protein binding; transmembrane-ephrin receptor activity; ATP binding
Source: RefSeq, a predicted model, not a curated record
CGGUUCAGUCGACGCCGAGAAGUGCUGGUGGAAGCACACGUUUUUUAACUACUUCCCUUCGCCAUCUAAAAGUUCCCCAAUUUUUCUGUUUGGUCCGAACAAGAGAGAGAAAAGACAUUUUGUCGGGUUUGACCGUUUAGUCGUGUAGAAAAAAGAAAAACUGUUUUGUCUAUCGUGUUUAUUCGAAUUCAACAACAACCAAAAAACAAGACAAGUUUUCAUGUGUUUUUUCGACAACCGAUUGCAGAUUGUGUGUGUUGUGUUGUGUGCCCAGUGAAAUUUAAAUUGAACUGAAUUAAAAACACGUUGGGUUCCAUCUACUGGAUUAUUUGUUUGUGUGUGUGUACCCAGAAAAAGAAGAAGUGAAGAAAAGUGGUUGUUGUUGUGUGUACACCCUUUUACAUUUUUGUUCGUGUCUUGGAGACACACACACACGGAACAACUUGUACACACACACGUUGGAAAAUCUACCAUACCCACAGAGUUCGACGACGACGUUUUGUUUUCUCCUUGAAGAACGUCGCAAGUGUCGACUCGUCCAAGAGAGUCGGGAACCAUCGGACCAAUGACAUUUCAACGGAAAUAGGCGGCGAUCUUUGAUUCGGUGGUUGUGUGUUUUUUCAAAGUGAGUGUGCUGUGUGUUUCCGACAACAACAACAAACGAAAGAAAUGGUGAAGAAGAACUUUGCUGCUGCGUCGCAGCAUCGGUUACGCUUCUUGUGGAUAAAUCUUAUCGCCCUCCUGGCCCACAUUGGCUUCUCUUCUGCUGAUUACGUUGUGCUCCUGGAUACGACCAAAGAGGAUUCACUGGACUGGACUCGUUAUCCGUUUGGGCCCCAAUCAGCAACGCCUGGGUGGGUGGAGGAGAGUUUCACCAACUUCGAGAAGGGCAUCAACUGGCGAUCGUACGUGGUGUGCGACGUGGCCUACAACAACGUCAACAAUUGGCUGUGGACGCCGUUUAUCGAGCGCGGCGAAGCCAACCGCAUCUACAUUGAGAUCAAGUUCUCGAUGCGCGACUGCUCCCUCUUCCCCGGCACGGCCCUCUCGUGCAAGGAGACGUUUUCGCUGCUCUACUACGAGUUCGACGCUGCCACUCGCGAGCCGCCGCCUUGGGAACCUGAAAGCUACAAGCUCAUCGACCGCAUCGCAGCCGACGAGGGACGAUUCACUUCAUCCAACGAGGUCAUCAUCAACACGGAGGUUCGCUCGAUUCCGGUGACGAAGAAAGGCGUUUACUUUGCAUUCCGCGACCAAGGCGCCUGCAUUUCGUUGCUGGCCAUCCGCGUCUACUACAUCACCUGUCCGGAGGUGACGGCCUCGUUCGCCGCAUUCCCUGCCACGCCCACCGGCCGUGAGUUGACCUCGAUCGAGCAAUCGAACGGCGUCUGCGUGGCCAACGCCGUCGAGGAUGCGCCGCCUAAAUACCUGUGCAAAGGCGACGGCAAUUGGUACCUGCAGGGCGGCGGUUGUCUCUGCAAGCCCGGCUACGAGGCCAAUGCAGACAAGCAAACAUGCAACGUGUGUCCGCCGGGCAAAUAUAAGCACCGCAGUGGCGACGACAAGUGCCAAACUUGUCCAGACCACAGCAUGGCGCCCUACUCUGGAUCCUCGGAAUGCCGAUGCAAUCAAAAUUAUUACAGGGCCCUCAAAGAUCCAAAGUCGAUGCCGUGCACUCAAUCGCCUUCCAAGCCGCAAAAUUUGACAGUCAAUUUCGUUGACCAGUCGACGGUCAUCUUGUCGUGGAAUCAACCGCACAACCUGGGCGGUCGCUCGGACACGGUUUACCGUGUCGUCUGCGAUGCUUGCAACGUUGGCGUUACCUACAAUCCGCCUCAGGGCACGUUCAACGACACCAAAGUGACCAUCAGCGGAUUGAAUCCCGUGACGACCUACCGCUUCCAGGUGUUUGCCGACAACGGCGUCUCCGACCAGGUGCCGCCCAACGAGCACCAGUACAUCGACAUUGCCGUCACGACGGAAGCCUCGGUCCCGUCCAGCGUCUCCAACGUGCGCAUCAUCAACGUGCGGCCGACGGAGUUGACUCUGCGCUGGGACGCGCCCGACGAUCCUUACUCUGACAUUGAAAUGUACGAGGUCCGCUACUUCCAGAAGGGAUUCGAGAACAAUGCCAGCAGCAUGCUCAUCAACCGGCCGGAAUCGGCCUUCAGCAGCCUCAGGCAGCAGACUGUCUACGGGUUCCAGGUGCGAGCCAAGACGACCCACGGCUGGGGAGAGUUUAGCUCGCCCGCCUUCAAAACCACGGGCGCCGUACUGGCCACUUAUGAGCACACGGAAGAGAAUCUACAAGUCAGGAUCAUUGCCGGCGCUGUUGUCGCCGGUAUCAUCAUCGUUGUCGUCAUUAUCGUCGUCACCGUCCUCUAUCUCCGCAGGAGCAACGACGAAUGCAACAAGAAACAACCCAGCGAUUGCGACACACUGGAAUACCGAAACGGAGAAGGACUCGUCAUCACCUACAUGCACAAUCACCUGGACAGUCCCCCGAUUAUACCCACGCACACCAAUGGAAUGACGACGCCGUUGUUCACACAAGCCAACGCUCCGCGCUCUUACGUUGACCCGCACACCUACGAGGAUCCCAAUCAAGCCGUGAGAGAAUUCGCCCGUGAGAUCGAUGCCGCCUACAUCACGAUCGAAGCCAUUAUCGGUGGUGGUGAAUUUGGCGAUGUCUGCCGCGGUAAUUUGAAGUUGCCCCAACGCCCCGAAAUGCUGGUGGCCAUCAAGACGCUGAAACUGGGCAGCUCGGACAAGGCCCGAGUGGAUUUCCUGACCGAGGCUUCGAUAAUGGGCCAAUUUGAGCACUCGAACGUCAUUUAUCUGCAAGGCGUCGUCACUAAAUCCAACCCCGUCAUGAUCAUUACCGAGUACAUGGAGAACGGAUCAUUGGACACCUUCCUCAGGGCCAACGACGGAAAGUUCCAGGUCCUCCAAUUGUUGAGCAUGUUGCGCGGUAUCGCCAACGGCAUGCAAUAUCUCUCUGAAAUCAACUACGUCCAUCGUGACUUGGCCGCUCGCAAUGUUCUCGUCAACUCGCAGCUCGUCUGUAAAAUUGCCGAUUUUGGAUUGAGUCGCGAAAUUGAGAGCACCACCGAGGGCGCCUACACGACCAGAGGUGGAAAGAUUCCCGUCAGGUGGACGGCUCCGGAAGCCAUCGCCUUCCGCAAGUUCACAUCGGCCAGCGACGUCUGGAGUUUCGGCAUCGUCUGUUGGGAGGUCAUGUCGUACGGCGAACGACCGUACUGGAACUGGUCCAAUCAAGACGUCAUAAAAUCCAUCGAAAAGGGCUACAGAUUGCCGGCUCCAAUGGACUGCCCCGAAGCCAUCCAUAAUCUCAUGUUGGACUGCUGGCAAAAGGAACGGGCUCACAGGCCCGCCUUUACUGCCAUCGUAGCCACGCUGGACAAAUUGAUCCGGUGCCCUGAGCUGCUGCAGAGACUGGCACAGAGCAGGCAUACUGAACCGCUGUGUCCAGAGGCCCCGGACAUGCUCCAGUUCAAGUCGAUUGAAGAGUGGCUGGCAUCGCUGAAGCUGUCGCGUUACGUCGACAACUUCCAGCAGGCCGGCGUGACGACGCUGGACGCCGUGACACGCCUCUCUCACGCCGACCUUUCUGGACUGGGAAUCAUCUUGCUGGGACACCAGCGCAAGAUCAUGAACAGCAUCCAGGCCAUGCGGGCCCAGUUGUCCAUCAGCAUGUCUGAAGGAUUCCUCGUGUGAGAGAUUUCUGCUCCUGCCGCUACUGUUACGUCAGCAAAAAAAAGAAAUACCGUUGAGGAAUUUAUACGGAGGGCAAACUGAACAAACACGCAGAAAACUGAUCAAGUGAGACCACCGGCGUGGAUCCCCAACAACAUUUCGUGAUGGUGGAAAAAGCAAAGUUUCAAAAGAAAAAAAGGAAAAAAAAAUAAUAAUCAGAAACAUGAUACAUCUCGUGCUCCAGCGUCCGACGUCUCUACUUCUCUCCCUCUCUUUGUGUGUGUGUGUGUAUUUGUGCGUGUGUGUGUGUGUGUAUUAGCAAAGAAGAAGUGGCUGUUGUUGGCUGAAGGAGAAAUGGAAAAAGAAGGUGCAACAAUAACCGGAGUUGCUGUUGGUUGAUCGAUGACCUCAACUGGACCGUAUGCGAGUCGUGCGGUUUUCCAUGGCUGCUGCAUAUAUAUAUAUGAUAUAUAUAUAUGUGUACAGUGUUGUUGUUGUUGUUGUGAAAAAUGGGAACCAGCAAGAAAAAGAUGAAACCAUUCCCUCCUGUUAACCACGUUCUCUCCUCCGCCCCCUGCGGGCCAAAGUUGUACAUUAGUGUAAAUUAUGAUAUCGAAAUUCAUUUUGUAGCUUUAUUCUCCUCCUCUUCCUCCUCAAUUUUCUGUUUUUCGUUUCCAUUUUCUUUGAUUGCAAUUGUUUUUUUAACAUGUGAAAAACAAACGUUUUGAGUCUAUGCCCUUCGCGCGCCCUGAAACAUUCGAAUUCUUUUUACGUUACGUUUUUUAUAUGCUACGUGUACUCUACUUGUAUCAUAUAACAAGAAAUCAAGAGACAAAAAAAAAGACUACAUCUUAAAAACAAAAAAAAGUUUACAAUUUACAGCCCAUUGGAAGAAGAAAAAAAAGUCCUUGAAUUGAUUUGCGUGUGUCCGCCAAUUGACUAAGAAAAAUGAAGGAGGGGGAUGUGUGUUUUCUCUAGCAAAAUUCUCUCGCCCUUUUUUUAUUUUUAAUUUACUCACUUGAUUUUUACACUAAACGGCCUCAAUGGCCCUCAAAGAAAAAGUUACGACAACACGUAAAAAAAAUUGCUGAAGGGAACUCUAUCCGAUCUCAUUCUUGUUUGGCCACACACGAGCGUUUAUUAUCAUUUUAUUUCGUUUUUUUUUUUCUUUUUCACGAUGUCCUUCUCUUUCGACCAAAAUUGGCUUUGGCUAUUUCCACAAUCGUUUAAAAAAAAUAUUUUUCUUUCCGAACAGAAAGGGGGAAAAUCACCUUGGAUGGAAGUGUCGAUUGUAGGGGACUCGCACACACUCUCUCUCUGUGCCACUUUGUGUAAACGUCAGAGAAAUCCACACACAAACGAUGGAUUGAUGUGUGUUUCUUUUUUGUGGGUGGGUGGGUGUGUGUGAUAUGAGAUCAUCCCGUUUAGAAGGAAUGCAAUUAAGGGCUGGUUGCCAACCACUCGGUUCACACACUAUAUCCCUGGGAAGGAUUGAUGGUUCUCCAUGAUUUCUUCAUUUUCUUACUUCAUUUGGUUUUUUGGUUUCGAAUGCCCGUCUUAAGUUCUCACUCGGUUUUGCUCUCUGUCCAAGGUUCCUACAACUAAAACAGCAAAAAACAAAAAAAUUCCGUGCCCAGCUCUUAAUUACUUACGCUGCUCUCUUUUAUCCUUCUGGAAAUUGGGUUUUUAUUUCAGUUCAUUUUUUUCUUCUUUUCCAAAAUCUUUAUUUAUUUAUUUGAAUUUUGUUUUUUUCUCCUUUCAUUUUCUCACGCUGGAAUUUACGAGCACAAUAUUUAGCCAAACCACUUUCAAGUAAAACGAGUCUUUUUACAGCAUUUAAUUUGAUACCAGAAUCCCUGCCUUGAGUUUUUUUUGUUUUUUCUUACUUGGGUGAUUUCACGAUUGGGUUCGAUUUUUUCACAUCGUCGUGGCGAGUUGUAUUUACUUAUUCCCCCUCCCUUUAUUUUUUAAAAAAUCAUUUGAGCUGGCAUAUACAUAUUAUACAUAUAAAUAGUUAUUAUUGCAACACAAGAAAAGGGAAGUUUUGAAUGAUGGGAAAUUUCGUCGUCCGCAAGUCAGCCGUUCAACUUCAUCGCCCCUCCCUUAUUUCCCAGCCCAAAUUUAAUAUCAAGAAACUUUUUUUUAAAUUUUCUUUAGAAAGAAGGAAACAAAUUCAUAAUUUAUUUCUUUAUUUGCUUAAAUGAAAAAUGACACAGAUACACCUGGAAUCUUCUUCCCUCCCCAUUUUCGUUUUGUUCCCCCAUUAAUUUGUUGUUGUUGUUGUUUUUGAAAUAGAAAUCCCUCUACAGGAAAAACCUGGACAACAUAAAAGGAAAAACAGAUGUAAAAGUUUGUUUCUGUUUUUGUAAAAAAAAAGGUUUUUUUCCUUGGAUGUAAAUCUGGUGAUGAAGUGAAAACAAAAACAAGAAAUUGGGGCUCUGUGUGUUUUCCUCCUUUCCCUCCUCCUAAAAGUUGAAAUUUUUGUGUUUGCGCCAAUAUGGAAAUCGAGAAACAAAAAAGUUAAACAAAAAAAAAAAAGGUGAAAACGUUAAACAUUUUGUACAUGACGCUGUAUGUAUGAUGAUUGAUAAUUGAUGAGAAUAUACGAAAUCGAAUGUAAACUGAAA